Molecule: messenger RNA, 1500 nt
Organism: Grosmannia clavigera kw1407
Lineage: Eukaryota; Fungi; Ascomycota; Sordariomycetes; Ophiostomatales; Ophiostomataceae
Exons: 4
Coding region: 1-1500 (499 amino acids)
Source: RefSeq, a predicted model, not a curated record
AUGCAAGCCACUAGGAGGCUGGACACGCUCCUAAGGGAAUACGUGGCAAUCAAGUUUGACGUCAUAGUUCCUGAAAGCUCGUGGGAUUCAGUCUUGGACAAGCUCAAUGAAGCCGAAAGCGGGCUGAAAAGGAAAGAUAAUGACGUCAAGCAGCUCUUCAAGAAAGUAUUGGUGAAGCUGGGCGACAACGCCACUGAGAUUCAGCCAUUUGUCGACCUCAUUCCCAACGAAUAUGGACUGAGUGUUGUCAAAGCUGGCAUAGCCCUGGUGCUUGAAUACGCUUCAAAGGAGAGCGAUAAAAAAGAAAAGAUCUAUGAUGCUUUUGCAGAGGUUCGCGACACUGUUGCAGAUGCACGGUCCUUCGGGCAGAGCUUUCAGGCGAAUACCGACGUCAGCAGUCGGCAAUUGAAGGAGCAAAAAAAGAGAGAAGAAGAGAAGCACGAUGAGGCCAUGCGGCGAGUGGGAGAAUUCAUUAUGGGAAACCGCUUGGAUGCAAAUAAUGGCUUGGUGAUGGUGCUCAAUGAGAGAUGUGCUGCCGUGUUAGCCACCGUAGAGAGGCUCGAAAAUCAACUCAAGUUUCGAUCAAACGGCUCUCCACCCAUGGCGGUGUCUCCUGGUCGGCUGCUCGAAAAGUUUGUGUCAGCGGUUGCUAACGGCGCCCAGACGACCGGUGUAGAUGAUUUGAUUCUGCACCCUAACAACGACCUGAAGUCUAUCAUCGCACGCAAAGGUCAUUUUGAUGUUGGGAUGCAAGCCCAGGCACAGUCACUAUUGAAGAACCCAAGGUUUUCUGAGUGGAUGAGGUGUUCGCAUUCUGACCUGCUGCUCGUGGAUGGCAACAGCAAUUUUCCUGCAUCUGGAAACUUCUCUGCACUCUCGCUUCUCUGCGCUACACUGGUCGCAAACAUGACCGUAACGUACUCAGAUGACCUAGUGAUCAGCUUCUUCUGCGGCUUUCACAGUGCCUGCCUCGACCCCUGGUUCGGGCCCAUCGGGCUGGUGCGCUCACUCAUAUUGCAGGUCCUACUGUUCUUGGAGCAGGAAGAGAAGAGGGUGGGCUACGACAUUAGGAUCGAGAAACCAGACGCGUACCUCGACAGUUUUCUGUCGAGUCGACCGGAGACGGUUGCCGAGGUCUUACAUUGCCUUCUCCAACACAUCCCGCAGGCAGACCUGACGUUCUAUUGCAUCAUCGACUGCGUAUCGUGUUUCGACAAGGACCUUCACGGACAGUACAACAAUAUGAAAGUUGUUGUGAGCUGGCUGCAAUACAUGGCUGGGGAAGACGACAGCAUGCACGUCCAUUUCAAAGUCCUACUUACAAAUCCCGGGAGAAGCACUGGAAGAAUCAGCAGCUUGGUUGAUACGACGCAGCACAUCACUUUGACAUCGAACCCCUCCAGCAUUCAGACAAUCUCAGAUCGAUCAGUGGCAGCUCAUAUUUUGUCUUUUUCUGCUGCAGGUUCGAACCAAAAGCGUUUUGAAGACGAAUGGGAUUGA